GCGAGGGGCCGUGCCCUCUUCCGGGUGAGAUAAUUGCUCUCGGGUGCGGGCCGGGGCGCACGGCGCGCUCCUUCCCUCAGGUCCGGCCUCAUGGAGAACCCCGCGGCCGCGGCCCCCGCCGCGGACCCCUCCCCGGUGUUCCUGCUCCUGUCGUUCGGGACGCUGGUGGCCGCCCUGCUGGGCGCCGCUCACCGCCUGGGGCUCCUCUACCGGCUGAUGCACAAGGUGGACAAGGCGAGCAUCCGGCAUGGUGGAGAGAGCGUGGCGGCCGUGCUCCGGGCCCACGGCGUGCGCUUUGUCUUCACGCUGGUCGGGGGCCACAUCUCCCCGCUGCUGGUGGCGAGCGAGAAGCUGGGCAUCCGUGUGGUGGACACAAGACACGAGGUGACCGCCGUCUUUGCCGCGGACGCAGUGGCCCGCCUGACAGGGACGGUGGGCGUGGCCGCGGUGACCGCGGGCCCGGGCCUCACCAACACGGUGACGGCGGUGAAGAACGCGCAGGUGGCUCAGUCUCCGGUCCUGCUCCUGGGAGGGGCGGCCAGCACGCUGCUGCAGAAACGGGGUGCCCUCCAGGCCAUCGACCAGAUGUCCCUGUUCCGGCCACUCUGCAAGUUCUGUGCAUCUGUCCGGAGGGUGCGGGAUAUCGUGCCCACCCUGCGGGCUGCCAUAGCUGCCGCCCAGUCGGACACCCCAGGCCCCGUGUUUGUGGAGCUGCCCCUCGACGUGUUGUACCCUUACUACAUGGUCCAGAAAGAGAUGAUUCCUGCACAGGUGCCCAAAGGCCUCAUGGGUCGCGUGGUCCUCUGGUACUUAGAGAACUGCCUGGCCAACCUGUUUGCGGGCGCCUGGGAGCCUCAGCCUGAGGGGCCUCUGCCCCUGAACAUCCCCCUGGCGCCCCCCCAGCAGGUUCAGCGCUGCGUGGAGAUCGUGAGCCGGGCCAAGAAGCCGCUGCUGGUGAUGGGCAGCCAGGCCCUGCUGCCCCCGACCCCCGCUGCCCGGCUGCGGGCUGCCGUGGAGACCCUAGGUGUCCCCUGCUUCCUGGGAGGGAUGGCGCGGGGGCUGCUGGGUCAGAACCACCGCCUUCACAUCCGGCAGAACCGUGGUGCAGCCCUGAAGAAAGCUGAUGUGGUCAUCCUGGCAGGAGCCGUGUGUGACUUCCGUCUCGCCUACGGCCGCGUCCUCAGCCGCAGGAGCCGGAUCAUCGUGGUGAAUCGGAACCGCGCUGACAUGCUGCUCAACUCCGACAUCUUCUGGAAACCUCAGGAGGCUGUCCAGGGCGACAUAGGCUCCUUCAUGCUGAAGCUGGUGGAAGGCCUUCAGGGCCAGACGUGGGCUCCGGACUGGCUGGAGGAGCUGCGGGAAGCCGAUCGGCACAAGGAGCAGACCUUCAGGGAGAAGGCAGCCAUGUCUGUGGGCCAGCACCUGAACCCCGUGCGGGUGUUGCAGGCCGUGGAGGAAGCGCUACCUGACAACGCCUUGCUUGUGGUGGAUGGCGGGGACUUUGUGGCCACCGCCGCCUACCUGGUGCAGCCCCGUGGGCCUCUGCACUGGCUUGACCCUGGGGCCUUUGGGACUCUGGGAGUUGGUGCAGGGUUUGCACUUGGGGCCAAGCUGUCCCAGCCGGAUACGGAGGUCUGGUGCCUGUUUGGGGAUGGAGCCUUUGGCUACAGCCUCAUGGAGUUCGACACGUUCGUCAGACACAAGAUCCCAGUGAUGGCCUUGGUAGGGAAUGAUGCAGGCUGGACCCAGAUCUCCCGGGAGCAGGUGCCCAGACUGGGCAGCAACGUAGCCUGCGGCCUAGCCUACACAGAUUAUCACAAGGCAGUCAUGGGUCUGGGAGCCCGGGGCUUGCUGCUGUCAGGGAAGAGUGAGGACCAGGUGGCCGAGGUGCUGCGUGAGGGCCAACGGCAGUGCCGGGAUGGCCACCCAGUCGUGGUCAACAUCCUGAUUGGGAGGACGGACUUCCGCGAUGGCUCCAUUUCCAUGUAGGGACUCCCGGGGCUGGUGUGCCUGGCUCCCUGCUCCCGGACUCUGCUUGGCUGGUUUGGAGUCUUAUCCCUGUGGGAUCUGGACCUAGUCCGGAAGCUGCAGUGACUCGACAACCCUCCCUGGAGGGAGCUGGUGGGAUCAGAACUCAGAGAAACACCUGGCAGCCCUGGAGAGCUUUGGGCCCUUGUCUCUACAGACCUGACCGUCCCCUUUCUUCUUAUCUGAAUAAAUCCCCUCCGGCUCAUGAGGGCCCAAGGACUCA
Messenger RNA from Dipodomys spectabilis (banner-tailed kangaroo rat), 2251 nucleotides. It is a transcript of the gene Ilvbl, whose product is annotated as ilvB acetolactate synthase like. Gene Ontology annotation, biological process: L-valine biosynthetic process. The transcript is spliced from 15 exons. Lineage: Eukaryota; Metazoa; Chordata; Mammalia; Rodentia; Heteromyidae. The coding region runs from base 91 to 1989 and encodes 632 amino acids. Gene Ontology annotation, molecular function: flavin adenine dinucleotide binding; thiamine pyrophosphate binding; acetolactate synthase activity. The record is from RefSeq and is a predicted model, not a curated record. Gene Ontology annotation, cellular component: acetolactate synthase complex.